UUCCGAAGGCUUGAGUGAGACUCUCACUGAACACUUUAGGGUUUAAGGGUCUCUCUCUCACUCUCUUCGGGGUUUAGGGACCUCUAGAGCUUGAGCGGUAGUUUUGGAACCUUUCCUCAUGUGGGCAGUUCGUAGAGCCACCAAUCCUCUCAGGGGAUAUGGCUACAGCAUACUUGCUUGUAGGUCCUUUUCUGUUUGUGGGGAUGCCUUUAGGAGUGGCAAUAUGCAGUGCUUCAGAAGCGGGGAACGUAGUCAGGUUAAAGUGGAUUACGAGCCUGUACCUGAGAGGUUCUUCGACCGCUUCACGUACACCAAGAUCAUUUUGGGUAGUAGAUGUCUUUCCUCUCAAGCAGGACCUAAUGCAGGUGGUGAUGAGGAUCAGCUAGAGGAUGUAUUCUCAGAACUUGAAUCACCUCAUACUGGCGAGACUGAAAGUGAUAGUGGAGAUCAAGCUAAGGAGCUAUCUGGGCCUGAGCUUUCCGAGGAUGAGGAUUCAGCUCUGAAUUCGGUGGGAAAAGAUGCAGACAUUGAGCUCUCAGAAGAUGAAGUUGGUUCAGACGAUGAGGUAAAGGAGUCGUGGAAAAGGACUAUUAUCCCAUUGGCUCAACUUAUUAUUCGGAGUCCUGCACAAUCUGUUAAAGAUGCAAUCGACAGGUGGGUGGAAGAAGGUAAUACUGUCAAUGAAGACGUUGUUUUGGAGGUCAUGACAAAUCUUCGAAGGCGUAAAUUCUACAGAAAAGCUUUGCAGUUUGCUGAGUGGUUGGAAACAAAAAAUGCUAUAACCUUGAGGGACAGGGAUUAUGCUGCUCGUGUGGAUUUGAUUGCCAAAGUUCAUGGUAUUGAUGCUGCUGAGAGUUAUCUUAAGAGAAUUCCACCGCCAAUGCAGAAUGAAGUACUUUACAGGACACUCUUAGCCAACAGCGUAUAUAUAAAUAGUGUAAAGAAAUCUGAACAAUUGUUUAACUUGAUGAGAGACAAAGGGUUCCCCCUCACUGCAUUUUCAUGUAACCAAUUACUUCUCUUAUACAAGCGGCAUGACAAGAAGAAGCUCGCUGAUGUUUUGCUAAUGAUGGAGAAAGAAAAUGUCAAGCCUACACUCUUCACGUACAAGACGUUGAUCGAUGCUAAAGGCCAGACUAGGGAUUAUGAGGGAAUGGAACAGGUGGUGGAGAACAUGAAGUCUGAGGGGAUUCUUCCUGACCUUCGUGUUCAGUCAAUAAUAGCUAGAUACUACGUUAGUGGAAAGUCAACAGAGAAAGCAGAAGCAAUCUUGAAAGAGAUGGAAGGUGAAAGUCUGAAAGCUAAUAGGGCUGCAUGCAAAGAAUUGCUUCCAAUCUAUGCUUCUCUGGGCAAAAUUGAUGAUGUUAACCGGGUUUGGAAGUUGUGUGAGCCAAGCCCCCGGAUUGAAGAGUGCAUUGCUGUCAUUGAGGCAUGGGGGAAGUUGGGCCAAAUAAAACAUGCUGAGGAAGUAUUUGACAAGAUGGCAAAGAGAGGUGCAAAACUCCCACAAAGGUUUUACACAUCUCUUUUGAAGGUUUAUGCAGCUCACAAACAGUUGGCUAAGGGAAAGGAUUUGGUGAAGCGGAUGUUAGACGAUGGCUGCUUCAUCGGGCCGUUGACAUGGGACGCAAUUGUGAAGCUCUAUGUACAGUCAGGUGAGGUGGAGAAGGCCGAUUCUGUUCUGCACAAGGCUGUGCAGCAAAGCCGUUUGAAACCUCUUUACAGCUCCUACAUGACAAUCAUGGAGAAAUAUUCUGAGAAGGGUGAUAUACACAGUGCCGAAAAAAUAUUUGACAGGGUAAGACAAGCUGGAUAUUCAGGGAAGAGGUUAUUGUAUCAGAGGCUUCUACAUGCAUACCUAAAAGCAAAGACACCUGCUUAUGGAAUCAGAGAAAGGCUAAAGGCCGACAAUGUGUUCCCAGACAGGACAAUGGCACAUCUACUAUCGCAGGUGGACUGGUUUAAGAAGUCUAUGGUAUCUGAGCUGCUGGAAUGAUGAAAUAAAAUUAGCUUAAAAUUUUAAGGCUGUUAAGUUGUCCUUGGGAUGUUCGAAGUCUCUGAAUUUUCUCCUUUUUCUGAGAAUAUAUGGUAAUUUUUUGAAGUAAACUUCUGUGGUAAAUUUUCAACCAGUUAGAAAUAGAUUUUGGUAUCCAGUUUAACUGAGAA
Molecule: messenger RNA, 2166 nt
Organism: Nymphaea colorata (pocket water lily)
Lineage: Eukaryota; Viridiplantae; Streptophyta; Magnoliopsida; Nymphaeales; Nymphaeaceae
Product: pentatricopeptide repeat-containing protein At1g80270, mitochondrial-like
Exons: 3
Coding region: 119-1996 (625 amino acids)
Cellular component (GO): mitochondrion
Molecular function (GO): protein binding
Source: RefSeq, a predicted model, not a curated record